This is a messenger RNA of Megalopta genalis, 2880 nucleotides long. It is a transcript of the gene wap, whose product is annotated as DDB1 and CUL4 associated factor wap. The record is from RefSeq and is a predicted model, not a curated record. Gene Ontology annotation, molecular function: protein binding. Lineage: Eukaryota; Metazoa; Arthropoda; Insecta; Hymenoptera; Halictidae.
UACGAAAUAUACAAAUUAUUAAUAUCAUUACAUAACUCAAUGUUUACGAUAUUUAGAUUUUCAGUAUGCAAAAAAGAUAAUCUGUUCCCGUUAUAUGAAUCAGAUUAUCUCCAUUGAUAUGAAAUUCCGCGUCACAAUAAUUGUUAUAGCGACAAAAUGUCAAAUUUAAAAGAGCGCCAUUUUAUGUUAUCGCGAGAGAUGUGGUUUAUUGUAUAUUGUAUACCUUUAUGAAACUCUGUAACGUGACUAUUAACUUCUUCUAUUCGAUAUUCGAAAACACAAGGUUCUUUCCUCGAAUGCAAGUUUAACAUGGAGGAGUAAACUUCUGAAAUUCUUGAGUAAAUUGUACUCGUAGCUAUUGUAUUUCGAAAACAUUAAAUUCUGAGGAAAAAUAGAAGGUAAUAAUGGCUUUGCACAGUGUGCCCCCUAAAAGAAAAGAAAUCUACAAAUACGAGGCACCAUGGCCUCUCUACAGUAUGAAUUGGUCGGUAAGACCUGAUAAGAGGUUUCGUUUGGCCCUUGGUAGUUUCGUAGAAGAAUAUAACAACAAAGUGCAAAUAGUUUCUCUCGAUGAAGAAACAUCAGAGUUCAGUGCAAAAAGCACUUUCGAUCAUCCUUAUCCAACAACAAAAGUAAUGUGGAUACCAGACAGUAAAGGAUUGCUGCCAGAUCUUCUAGCUACAUCUGGUGAUUACUUAAGAGUUUGGAGAGCUGCUGAGCCAGAAACUCGUUUGGAAUGUGUUUUAAAUAAUAAUAAAAAUUCAGACUUCUGUGCUCCUCUUACAUCCUUUGAUUGGAAUGAAGUGGAUCCAAAUUUAAUCGGCACUGCUAGUAUAGAUACAACAUGCACGAUUUGGGGUUUAGAAACAGGUCAAGUGUUAGGAAGAGUGAAUAUGGUCACAGGACAUGUUAAAACACAAUUGAUUGCACACGACAAGGAAGUGUAUGAUAUAGCAUUUAGUCGAGCUGGGGGUGGACGAGACAUGUUUGCAUCUGUUGGAGCUGAUGGUUCUGUCAGGAUGUUUGAUUUAAGACAUUUAGAACAUUCUACAAUAAUUUAUGAGGACCCUCAACACACACCACUCUUAAGACUUGCAUGGAACAAACAGGAUCCAAAUUAUCUAGCGACAGUAGCUAUGGAUGCUCGUGAAGUGAUCAUUUUAGAUGUUCGUGUUCCAUGUACACCAGUUGCCAGAUUAAAUAAUCAUAGAGCAAGUGUAAAUGGUAUAGCUUGGGCACCACACUCCUCUUGUCACAUAUGCACAGCUGGUGAUGAUCAUCAAGCAUUAAUUUGGGACAUACAGCAAAUGCCAAGAGCUAUUGAAGAUCCUAUUCUAGCUUAUACAGCAGCAGAAGGAGAGGUGAAUCAAAUUCAAUGGGGUGCAACCCAGCCUGAUUGGAUUGCAAUUUGUUACAACAAAGCUGCAGAAAUUCUCAGAGUAUAAAAAAUGUAUUUUCUAAUAGGUUCGCAUCUUCAUGUAAAAGAGUUUUUUGACGAAUUGUUACACAAAUUCGUUAGAUCGUUUCAUUUGAAUAUUCCGUAUGGAUUUGUCAAUUCAUCAUACAUUUUCUCAUUUCUUUUUGUACCUGUAAAAUAAGCAUGUACAAAUACUAGUUAUUUUUAAAGGAUGUAAAAAAAUUAACAUCGGAAAUGCUUAUCUAUCGAAAGAAUUAUAAAAACAUUUGAGAAAGUAACACUUUGAUACAGUUCAAAUAGACUUAUGAAUUGAAAUUUUCAAAUUGAAUAUGACUGAACUGAUCUAAAAAUAUCGAGUAUGUGUACAUGUUAACUGAACGAUAAUGCAGUGUAUUAUCAUUGUGCCACUGGUAUUUAUGUACGUAUUUAAGAUUCUCAGGAUUAUCAAGCAAAUGUACAUGUGAGCGUGUGAAAUAACAAUACAAAUACACGUAGAAGCUCAUUGGAUGAUAACUGAAAUAGUAGUGUAAUAUUUGUAUAAGAGGAAAUUUCAGUCAUCAGUAGAUGUGUUCCGAGGACACGGCAUAUAGAGACUGACGAAUCACAUGUAUAUUAUCGUAAUGUAAAAUUAACGUGUUCGAGAUAUUCCAUUUGGUGAUCAAUUCAGGAAACUCGAAGCAGAUUGUGUUAUUUAGAAUCCUUCCGUGAAAUAAAUCGAAAUGAAAUAUCUCGAUUGCGGCAUGACUGUAUAUAUGUUUAUAUUUCCAUAUUUACAUGAUUUUUUUAGAAAAUCAUAGAAUAUAACAAUAGACUUUUCCAUAAUCUCCAAAUUCAAUCAAUAUAUUUGUAUUAAGCGAAAAUUAUAUCGUAGCAACCAAGCGUGUGGGUAAUCAUGAUUUAAUAAGUGGGGGAUGCAACAGUAAAUUCUUUUAUUACAAUGACAAAUAUUAUAGCGGUAGUAUUGGUGAUACUAGAAUUAGCGAAGAAAUCAACUUAUGUGAUAAUAUAAUUACAUACUUACGAAAAGUUUUCAAUGAACCUUAAAACGUAAGAUUGUAUCAUGAACUUGUAAUUAAAGGUAGUUUUUUUAUACAUAAAUUAUUUGAAUUAACAUUAAGACAAUUCAAUGUACCAAUAAUCCAUGCUUUCAUUAGAAAUCAUAAUUUCCAUAGCGAACAUAUAUGAUAGGAUUACAAUCAAUACACUUUCAAUCAAUAUUUAAAAAAGAAAAACAAAUUUUAUAUUAUUGUUCGAAGUAUCAUAAUUUACAGUUAACAUAAUAUGGGCGAUAUGCAUUAUUUACAAUAAUGUAAUGCGAGUAUAUGAGUCAGAAAAUUAGUCAAUCAGUUAAAUUAAAUUCUUGCAGUAAUAUCAUGUUUUCAAUCAAACAUCUGACGACUCCACGCAGCUGUAAGAUUAGCAUUAUAUACUACUGCUAUUUUAAUAAAUAUUAUUAACUCUGA